AAAAAAUCCCUAAAAAAAAACAAAAAUCCCCAAAAUCGAGCGAGCGAGAGCGCCAUCCCCAAUUCGAAGAAGUCUCCCCCGAUAUCGAAAUCGUUAUUUCAUCGUCUUUCUCUUCUAGGAGUGCUAGGUGUAUUUUGUGUUAAAAGUUGCUACACUGAGACCAUCUGAAGGAUAGUUAAAGACCAGGAAAUGAGCUUUGGAUUCGGGGUGGAAGAGUUAUGCAGUGUCUGUUAGUUCUGGUUAGGAUAAGGCGACCAAGGUUUAAGAAAUCACAUGAAUGUUCAGGCUCACUUGUCGGGACAGAUAUCUGGGCAGGUUCCAAAUCAAGGGACAAUGCCGCAGAGUAAUGGGAACUCUCAAAUGCAGAAUGGUGCUGGUGUUGGUGCUGGUGUAGGGCCUUCUUCACGUAACAUUGUUGGUCCUAUGGACCAUGAUAUUUUGAAACUCAGACAUUACAUGCAAAACCUUGUGUUUAACAUGUUACAACAACGGCAACCAUCUCAGGCCGAUGCUGCAUCGAAGGCAAAGUAUAUGGAUGUUGCUAGACGCUUAGAGGAGGGGCUGUUUAAGAUGGCUAUCUCAAAGGAGGAUUACGUGAACCGGUCAACGCUCGAGUCUCGGAUUACAAGCCUAAUAAAAGGAAGACAUUUGAAUAACUACGGUCAGCGACAUGCUAAUUCUUCUUCGGUUGGAAUGAUGAUACCUACUCCAGGAUUACCACAUGCUGGGGUUACUACGAUGAUACCUACUCCAAGAUUACCACAUACUGGUGAUAGUCCUAGUUCGAUGGUUACACCCUCCGCUGAUACUACUAUAGCUGGAAACAUCAACAGCACAAGUAAAGCUGUGAACACUGGAAACCUUCUUGCUGCUGGUGGCAUGCAUGGAGGUAAUAUGUCUAAUGGAUUCCAGAAUUCAUCGAGAAACUUUCCUCUUGGUUCAAGAGGGAGCAUGGCAUCCAUGGGUUCUCAAAGAAGUGCUCCCCAAAUGAUUCCUACACCUGGGUUCGUUAACAAUAGUACUAAUAACAACAGUAGUGGAUUUUCUGCUGAGCCCACGGUGGUACCUCAGUCUCAGCAGCAGAAGCAAAGGCAGGAUGCUGGUGGUCAAAAUAGCCAGAGACCCGUCGUGCAACCAAAGCCGUCUAGCCUGGCCAAUAAAUCUGUAAAUGGUGGUGUUGGAGUGAACGGAAAAAGUGUAGACACAGGUAGUUCUUCAAAAAAAUUACAGCAGCCCAUUGAUAACUUCCCCCUGUCAGGAAAGCAGGGGGAAGGUUGUAGAACAACAAAUCCUGACAACUUUGGAUCUAAAAAUUUGCAUGGAGGUGUAACAUCGGUUGGGAAGAUGACACAUGCUCAGAAUAUCAAUCCAGCAAGUGUCCAGUCUGUGUCCAGAGCUAACUCUUCUCAGUCACAUCAACAACAACAAUUUCCGCAACAGCCUAAUCAGAUUCUGCAACAGCAGCAGAAAUUUCCCCAGCAAAAGACAUUGAAGCAGCAGACCCUGCAGCAACAUAAAUUAAUAAGCAGAGAUGGUCCCGGGAAACCUCAGGUGGCUUCUGAAAUGGUUACAAAUGUUAAACAUGAACCUGGAACGGCGAACCAUAGUGAAGCUUUGCACUCCCAAGCAUCUGAACGACUGCAGCUUUCUCAGUUCCAAAGUCAAUACCAGAAUACGGGAGCAGAUCGCUUUGCAGACGCUCAACAUGUCUCAGUUACAAGUCAGAGUAAUAUAUGCACGCCACUUCCUCAAAACAGCCAACAGGUUCAGCAAAUGAUGCACCCGCAGAAUAUGGGCUCUGAUACUAUCAACAGCUUUAGCAACCUAGCUGUUGGAGUAAAAUCAGAAUCCAACCCACAGGAUCAGUGGCCUUCCCAGUCUCAGGGAAACACUCAAAUGUCUAAUGGUAUGUCAAGUGAACAGAACGUUCAGGAAGAUUUCCGUCAAAGAGUUACCGGAAUGGAUGAAGCUCAACCUAAUAAUUUGAUGGAGGGGUCUGUUAUUGGUCAGAAUCAUACUUCUACUACCACAUCCGAAUCCCAUAGUCUGCAAAAUGCUACUGGAACGGCAUGUAGAUAUGGAAACCGCGAUAUCAAGUUCCAGAACCAACAGAGAUGGCUCUUGUUUCUACUUCAUGCACGGACCUGCAAACGGCCAGGAGUGAAGUGCCCGGGACGAAAUUGCGUUACUGUUCAGAAGCUACUGAGUCACAUGAACAGUUGUGUAGAACCUCAGUGUUUGUAUCCUCGUUGUCGUCCCACAAAGUCACUGAUUAGUCACUAUAAAAACUGCAAGGAUCUUCGUUGCCCCGUCUGUGUACCAGUGAAGACCUACCAUCAGCAACAAGCUAAUGCUCGUGCCCAGGCUCGUUUAAUAAAUGAAAGCAGUGCAGUGAGUGGAGUGAACGGAGCUGUAGUAUCAAAUGAUUCACCAUGCGCUACUGAUGGAGCCGUUUCUGGUGCCCCUGGCUGUGCUGAUAGUGUAGAUAAUUUGGAACCUUCAUCAAAACGGUUGAAGGUAGAGCCUUCUUUUCAACCAGUGGUCCCUGAGACUGAAAUUUGUAAAAAAGAGACAGAGUUAUCUCAGGAUGCGGAAAGAAAGGAUCAUAUGCAGAAGGAUGCACUGAAGUCAGAGAAGUUGGAAGUGAAAGAAGAAAUUCCUGAUAUUUCUGUUCAAGCAGGAUUCACCAUCAACGAGAUAAAACAUGAAGCUGUUGAAACCAAGCCUAGGCCUGUCAGUGAACCAGGCCAACAUGAUUUAUCUGGUGCCUCGCUAAAGCAAGAAAACAUAAAAAUGGAGAAAGAGCCGAAGGAAGAAGUUCUGGUGGAGUCUUCUGACGUUGUUGCAUCAAAACCUGGAAAACCGAAGAUAAAAGGUGUUUCUUUAACUGAAAUGUUCACUCCAGACCAAGUGAGAGAACAUAUUCUUAGUCUUCGUCAGUGGGUUGGCCAGAGUAAAGCCAAAGUAGAAAAGAAUCAGGCCAUGGAAAAUUUAAUGAGUGCGAAUUCCUGCCAGUUAUGUGCGGUGGAGAAGCUUACAUUCGAGCCACCUCCUCUUUAUUGUACUCCUUGUGGUGCUCGUAUCAAAAGAAAUGCAAUGUACUAUACUGUUGGAGCUGGUGAAACUCGUCAUUACUUUUGUCUUCCAUGUUUUAAUGAAUCCCGAGGAGAGACAAUACUCGCUGAAGGAACUUCAAUACCGAAGGCAAAACUCGAGAAAAAGAGAAACGAUGAAGAGACUGAAGAAGCGUGGGUCCAGUGUGAUAAAUGUGAGGCCUGGCAGCAUCAGAUAUGUGCUCUAUUUAAUGGGCGGAGGAAUGAUGGGGGGCAAGCUGAGUACACCUGCACAAGGUGCUAUAUAACUGAGGUGGAGCAAAAUGAGAGAAUUCCUUUACCUCAAAGUGCUGCUCUUGGAGCAAAAGACCUGCCAAAGACGAUCCUUAGUGACCAUAUAGAGCAGCGUUUAUUUAAAAGACUGGAGCAGGAAAAGACUGAGAGAGCCAGGGCUAAAGGAAAAAACUAUGAUGAGGUUCCAACUGCUGAAUCCCUUGUGGUUAGAGUUGUUUUAUCCGUUGACAAGAAGCUGGAAGUCAAAUCUCGAUUUCUUGAAAUUUUUAGGGAGGAUAAUUUCCCCACUGAAUUUCCAUACAAGUCUAAGGUUGUUCUAUUGUUUCAGAAGAUCGAAGGUGUAGAAGUGUGCUUGUUUGGGAUGUAUGUCCAAGAAUUUGGAUCCGAAUGUUCAUCUCCUAAUCAUCGCCGUGUAUAUCUCUCGUAUCUGGAUUCUGUGAAGUACUUUAGACCUGAGAUUAAAACAGCUAAUGGAGAGGCUCUGCGCACUUUUGUAUACCAAGAAAUUCUUAUUGGUUACCUGGAAUACUGCAAAAUGCGUGGUUUCACUAGCUGCUACAUAUGGGCUUGUCCACCACUGAAGGGUGAGGACUAUAUCCUAUAUUGCCAUCCAGAAAUUCAGAAAACGCCAAAGUCUGAUAAACUACGGGAGUGGUACUUGGCAAUGUUGAAAAAAGCUGCAAAGGAAGGGAUAGUAGUGGAAACGACAAAUCUAUAUGACCAUUUUUUCUUGCAAACUGGUGAAUGUAGAGCUAAGGUUACGGCAGCUAGGCUCCCGUAUUUCGAUGGUGACUAUUGGCCAGGUGCAGCAGAGGAUAUCAUACAACAAAUGAGUCAAGAAGAUGAUGGUAGAAAAGGAAAUAAGAAAGGAAUACUCAAGAAACCCAUUACAAAAAGAGCUUUGAAAGCGUGUGGCCAGUCUGGUCUGCCUGGGAAUACGUCUAAAGAUUUGCUGCUAAUGCAUAAACUUGGUGAGACCAUUCAUCCAAUGAGGGAGGAUUUUAUCAUGGUUCACUUGCAGCAUUCUUGCACGCACUGCUGUGCACUGAUGGUAACUGGAAACCGUUGGGUCUGCAACAUGUGCAAAGAUUUCCAGUUAUGUGAUGGGUGCUAUGAGGCUGAUCAGAAACGAGAGGACAGAGAAAGGCAUCCUGUUAACCAAAAGGAUAAACAUACACUGUAUCCUGUUGAGAUCACCGAUAUUCCAGCAGACACUACGGAUAGAGAUGAGAUACUUGAAAGUGAAUUUUUCGAUACGAGACAAGCAUUCCUGAGUCUUUGUCAAGGAAACCAUUAUCAGUAUGAUACACUAAGGCGAGCAAAACAUUCUUCCAUGAUGGUGCUUUAUCAUCUGCACAAUCCAACUGCUCCUGCAUUUGUCACAACAUGUAACGCAUGCCAUCUCGAUAUUGAAAGUGGUCAAGGCUGGCGCUGUGAAGUUUGCCCAGACUACGAUGUAUGCAAUACUUGUUACAGUAAAGAGGGCGGUGUGAAGCAUCCUCACAAGUUGACAAACCAUCCAUCACUAGCUGAUCAAGAUGCUCAGAAUAAAGAAGCUAGGCAAUUGCGCGUCUUGCAGCUAAGGAAAAUGCUUGAUCUUCUUGUGCAUGCGGCGCUAUGCCGUGCUAUGUAUUGUCAAUAUCCCAAUUGCCGUAAAGUGAAGGGACUAUUCAGACAUGGCAUCCGUUGCACAACACGUGCUGCAGGUGGUUGUGUUCUUUGCAAGAAAAUGUGGUAUCUCUUGCAAAUCCAUGCUCGAGCCUGUAAGGAAUCAAAUUGCAAUGUGCCUCGAUGCGGGGACCUAAAGGAACAUCUGAGAAGGUUAGCGCAGCAAUCAGAAUCACGGCGGAGAGCAGCAGUGAUGGAGAUGAUGAGACAGAGAGCUGCAGAAGUCGCUGGGACUUCCGGUUAAGAAGAUAGAAGAAGCUGGUGUGUCUCUGAGCUCACUCAAAGGAAGUUAUGGUAAAGCAGAAAUAGAGUGUAUAUAAUAAAUCAAUGGAUCACCGACCAAUCAAAGCUUCAUAUAGAGUCUUGGAAUCUGAUUUAUUCCUUUCUGCGACCUGACCAGAGAGCAUAAGUUAAGCAUCUAAGAAGAUUCUUCUACAUCAGUGGCCCUUAGGCUGAGAAACCCUUCCAAGUCACUGUGACUUGCACUUCUUUUUGUAGCCUGGUGUAUUUCAUAAAACGCCUUAGCAACAAUCCGCUGAUUAUGUAUAAGUAGUUUCUUAACUUUCUAGGCAAGUAAGAUGAAGGGAGUGUCUACGGAUACGUCUCUAACAUUUUUGAUGCUCUGUAUUAAUAACAUUUUCCAUAUCUUUAAUUCAAAUAGGUUCUGGCUUAGCAAA
Molecule: messenger RNA, 5692 nt
Organism: Eruca vesicaria subsp. sativa (arugula)
Lineage: Eukaryota; Viridiplantae; Streptophyta; Magnoliopsida; Brassicales; Brassicaceae
Source: the annotation of a GenBank genome assembly